This is a messenger RNA of Closterium sp. Naga37s-1, 401 nucleotides long. The record is from the annotation of a GenBank genome assembly. Lineage: Eukaryota; Viridiplantae; Streptophyta; Zygnematophyceae; Desmidiales; Closteriaceae.
CAUUCCCGAUCCAUCCCCAUUCAUCCCCAAUCAUCCCCCAUCCAUCACCCAUCCAUUCCCCAUUCAUCCCCCAUUCAUCACCCAUCCAUUCCCCAUUCAUCCCCCAUUCAUCACCCAUCCAUUCCCCAUUCAUCCCCCAUUCAUCACCCAUCCAUUCCCCAUUCAUCCCCCAUUCAUCACCCAUCCAUUCCCCAUUCAUCCCCCAUUCAUCACCCAUCCAUUCCCCAUUCAUCCCCCAUUCAUCACCCAUCCAUUCCCCAUUCAUCCCCCAUUCAUCACCCAUCCAUUCCCCAUUCAUCCCCCAUUCAUCACCCAUCCAUUCCCCAUUCAUCCCCUUCAUCACCCAUCCAUUCCCCAUUCAUCCCCCAUUCAUCACCCAUCCAUUCCUUUCAUCCCUCUGA